CUGACGAGCGCGGCGGCGGCGGCGGCCGGGGGGCGGGGCGGAGCCGCGGGAGCCUCAGCCUCUCCAGGCCCCCGGCGCGGCCUCAUGCGGCGCCCUGGUGACACCUGAACUCCACCGAUCGCCGGCCGCCUGGGCACCGCCGCUCACCCGGCCGCCGCCCGUGGCGGUUGAAGUCGCGGUGGUGCGAGCCCGCGGCGGCUGCCGCCCAUGGAGAAGGCCGGGCGGGGCUGCGAUGGCGCCCCGCGGGGGCCCGUUCUGCACAUCGUGGUGGUCGGCUUUCACCACAAGAAGGGCUGCCAGGUUGAAUUCUCUUACCCGCCCCUGAUUCCAGGGGAUGGACACGACAGCCCCACCAUCCCUGAGGAAUGGAAGUACCUGCCCUUCCUGGCCUUACCCGACGGCGCACACAACUACCAGGAAGAUACUGUGUUUUUUCACUUGCCACCCAGAAAUGGAAAUGGAGCCACCGUCUAUGGCAUCUCUUGCUAUCGGCAGAUUGAAGCCAAGGCAUUGAAAGUCCGGCACGCAGAUGUCACCAGAGAGACCGUGCAGAAAAGCGUCUGUGUUCUCAGCAAGCUGCCUCUCUAUGGCUUGCUUCAAGCAAAACUUCAGCUCAUUACACAUGCAUAUUUUGAAGAGAAGGAUUUUUCCCAAAUUUCCAUUCUAAAGGAACUCUAUGAACAUAUGAAUAGUUCCUUGGGAGGAACGUCACUGGAGGGGUCCCAAGUGUAUCUUGGUCUGUCUCCUCGGGAUCUUGUGCUUCAUUUUCGACACAAGGUCUUAAUUCUGUUUAAAUUAAUUCUUCUUGAGAAAAAGGUUCUCUUUUAUAUUUCUCCAGUGAAUAAGCUGGUGGGUGCCCUGAUGACUGUGUUAUCCCUUUUUCCAGGCAUGAUCGAACAUGGUCUCAGGGACUGUUCUCAGUACAAACCUCGAAAGAGUAUGUCUGAAGAUGCUGGGCUUCAGGAAAACAACCCCCCUGCAGAUGAUUUUGUUUCUGUGUCUGCUCCUAACAUUGCAUGUACCACCUCGGAAACUGUCAAGAAAAUCCUGACAGGAAACCACGGUGGAGAUGCUGCCAUCACAGCGGAAGAGCCUUUGUUCCCAGUAGAAAACAGCAGCAAAGGGCAGGGACUCAGUGAGACCAGUCCGUAUUUGAAACCUCCUUCUCGUCCAUCUCCAGAGUCUUCAGAAAGCGACUGGGAGACCUUGGAUCCUAGUAUCUUAGAGGACCCCACCUCGAAGGAAAGGGACCAGCUGGGGUCAGAACAGACAAACUCAUUUCCCAGGGAGUCGGUGCCCUCAGACAGUGCUCCAAUUACUGUGCAACCUCAAGCUAAUAUGGGCCAGGUGGUCCUGCUCCCAGGGCUGAUUUCCGGUUUGGAAGAGGACCAGUAUGGCAUGCCCCUGGCCAUCUUCACAAAGGGAUAUCUGUGUUUGCCUUACAUGGCAUUGCAGCAGCAUCACCUUCUCUCAGAUGUCACCGUUCGGGGAUUUGUUGCUGGAGCUACUAACAUCCUUUUUCGACAACAGAAGCACCUCAGUGAUGCCAUCGUGGAAGUGGAAGAGGCGCUGAUCCAGGUCCAGGACCCCGAGCUGAGGAGGCUGCUCAGCCCCACCACGGCCGACCUCAGGUUCGCCGACUACCUGGUGAAGCACGUGACGGAGAACCGCGAGGACAUCUUCCUGGACGGCACGGGCUGGGAGGGGGGCGACGAGUGGAUCCGAGCGCAGUUCGCCGUCUACAUCCACGCGCUGCUGGCCGCCACGCUGCAGCUAGAUAAUGAAAAGGUGCUCGCGGACUACGGGACCGCCUUCGUGAUGGCGUGGAAGAACACUCACAACUACAGGGUCUGGAACAGCAACCGGCAUCCAGCGCUCGCGGAGAUAAAUCCGAACCACCCUUUCCAGGGCCAGUACUCGGUGUCAGACAUGAAGCUACGGUUCUCACAGCCAGUCCGUGGGAGGAGCUCUUUCCAGCGCCAAGACAGCCAUGUCCUCCUGGCUCUCCACCUUCACCAGCUCCACCCCCCAGAGCCUCCCGGAGCCGCCCGGCGGGAAGCCCUGAGCGCCCCGAGGCGGCUGGCGCUCCCUGAGUGUGAAGGGUCCCCUGUCCGUGUGCUGCUCCCAGGCUGUUCUCCAUCAGCCACAGGCCCACAGCCGGGGACCACACGUCGCACUGUUUACAUGGGUGGCCGUGGUCGCCCUCUGUCUGAAUGGAUGUCGCAGGAUGCUGAAAAGAUGCAAUCACAGCCACAGCGGGGAUGGCUCUCCAGGUUGGGGUUCGAAUCAACUCCUUUUAUUUCCGUCCGAGCCUGACCCAAACACGCCGUGUCCCUGCUAACGGUAUUUCCCCUUCUGACCGUGUACACUUGUUUACUUUAGGAAAGUUUUUACGUAUGUACAUUUUGUUCUGUUUCACUGUUUGAAUAGUUGGAUGAUCAUUGUAAUUUAUUAGUGUUAAAAUUGUUGUAAUAGUAUUUUAAUUUCUCUAAAGUUGGCCCUAAAAUAUGCUUAUAAAGUUAAGGGCCCGUACUCCCCAGCCCUUGGUUAUUAUUAUUUUUGCUGAGUUCUAUGAUGAUUUUUUUUUUUUUUUUGGUUGGUUUUCUACCGACACACUAUCAAUUCGCUUCCCCCCGGAAAGGUGGAAGUCCCGGGCGUGGGUUCUGAGGGUGCUUGUUGGCUUCCUGUGCGACGUGUUCUUCCCCAGCCCGAACCCCGGCGCGGAGGCCCAAGGAGUGCGUGUGCUCUUCUCUCCCGAUUGUGCAGGCAGCUGUGCAGAGGGACAGCAGGGUGACGGCCCCGCGGGGGUGGAGCCGUUGAACACGAAUCUGUCUUUAGGGCAAGACUUUAGAAAACCUAGGUAUUCGUUCUGUCGACUCUAGUCAUGUUGUAACCUCUUACAAGCGUUUUUAAUCCAAGGUUUGUGCCUUCUAUUUCUUCUUUCCAACAGUUUUCCAUUGGGUGUUUACAGACCUGACGUUUUUUCCUUCGUCUUAUUCUUCGUAAGCUUUUCGAGGCGCUUGGCUUUCCUACUUCCCUGGUGGGAAAUCCUGGAAUCAAGCCCAUCUAAAAGAAUUUUUUAAAAGGAAAGCAAGAUGACCUGUAAAUAGUAAAUAGAAAUCUCACCUUAGCUCACAUUUUAGGAAAGCAAGAAGCAGGGCAAGAAAACCACAGCCGUGACAUCAGUCCUGCUUCAUCAAAGGACACCUGGUUUCAUUUCAGACGUGCACGUAUGUGCCGUGUGCCGCAGAGUUUUACACACCUGGACUUCAUGUCUGCCACGCUCAGCUCUCGUUUGCUUUCCGUGGGGACAUGGGAUGGGUGUUCUCAGGGAGUACGUACAGGGGACAGAUUGCUUUCUCAGUAACAAAGGAUACUGGGAAAAUACAUAGUGAGCAUAACCUACAUCUGAUAUAAAGAGUAUUGGGGAAAGGAGGGGGCCUGAUGAAGGAUGGCACUCCGUUAUGUUUGACUUACCCCUUAGGAAAUGUUUAUGCCUUGUAAGUCCUCCUAGGGCAUGUGAAAUGGUCAUAGGACAUAAUCCGAAUGUCCCUAAAUUUUCCAGUUUGUGUUUCAACACAAGUUCAGCAAAUCUAAAAGCAUACUUCCAUUUGACAUGGGGUGAUGAACACACAAUGCAAUAUACAGGUGAUGUGUUAUAGAAUUGUACACUUGAAACCUAUAGAAUUUUAUUAACCAAUGUCACCCCAAUAAAUGCAAUAAAAAUUUAAAAAUAAAGUGUUUCAUUAAAAAAAAAUUUAGUGAUGAUAAUUUAAAGGGCUUAUUGUGAAAACUCCAUUAAUUCCACUUCUGCUAGGAAAGCUUACCCUCUCAGGAAAUAGUACAGAAGAGAAGUAAAACCAACAAACCCUUAAAAGGUACUUUAAUCAGCGUUGCGCUGAGACUAUGAAGAAUCCCUCCGCACGUCACAUCUUGUUUCACGAGGCUGCAUCAUUGGUUGGAGAGACAGGGUAUUAGUGCAGGCUUUUUCCCUCUCAACCAGAAACUCACCGGGAGGAGCCUCGCAGCCGCGGACUCAUCCUCACUGUAUCGUUUGUGUGAUUGGCGUCAGUUCCCACCUCUCACUCUUCAAAAGCGGCCAGCCACCUUCGGAAUCCCACUGAAAAACAGGUAGUCACAUGGAAUCUAACUUUGCUCUAGUACCACGUGUUCCCUCUUUGAUAUCCACCUUCAGUGAACUUUCUGUUAAUGCUUCCAGUUACGAGUUCAAAGUGGCCAUUUCACGAGCUUUCAACCUGAAAUGAAUACUGCGGAGGAUAGAACUGUUGUAGAAAUGGUCAAAAGACCGUCCUCUUUCCUUCAGGUUCUCGGGGGCACGGGGGUUUUCAGGGAGCGGGGGCUGUAUGUUGUGGGCAGGGGCCUGGGACAGCCAGCACGGCUGACGGCAGGGGGCCUGGCCACUCGUCCUGUGCUUGGGGCUCGGGCUGCAGGCUCCAGCCCAGACGCAGUGACCUCCCUUCAGUCACCGGCUCUGUGAGCCAUAGGAGCCGACACCAGGCCAUCUUUCGGACCUGUGGCUGGGAAGGGUGUGUGUUUGGGUUGGCCGUGCUUAAGAACCGAGUAUAUGUAAGGAGGCCCGAGGGAACUCGGCCAGCCAGGCCUGUGCCAGCUGUGCCAAGCACACAGGCUGCAUCUGUAGCUUGGUGGUGGCCUCACUGUCUAGGUGCCUGCAGAGUGGUGUUCGGGGAAAGUCCUGGCAUACUUUGGUUCCUGCGAGGCAGUGUGAUGGCAGUGACGUAGUCAGGGAAAAUACGAGUUAAAACGACUGUGUCUUGGACGAGGUGAACAGGGAAAGUUGCAUGAAAGGCUUAGAGUUACUUGGCAUUUGCAUUUGGUUCUUAUAACCAGUAUGGAUAGUCUGUUUCCAAAUCCAUUAGUGAUCUAUCAGCCCCACGCCUUAAAACAAUCCCCAUCUCCUUUUUGCUUUAAGAAACGUGGCAGCUGGUCAAGCUGGUGUGGCUCAGAGGUUGAGCAUAGACCUGUAAACCAGGAGGUCACGGUUGGAUUCCGGUCAGGGCACAUGCCCGGGUUGCCAGCUAGAUCCCCAGUAGGGAGCGUGCAGGAGGCAGCCAAUCAGUGAGUCUCUCAUCAUUGAUGUUUCUCUCCCUUCCUCUCUGAAACCAAUUAAAAUAUAUUUUAAAAAAGAAACAUGGCAGCAAUACCCUUGGGCAGCAAACCAGACUGUAUGGCGUGAUUUCCACAACCUUACCUUGCUUUCCGAGUUCUAUAUUAAGCGUUGAACUUUUUUUUUUGAGAAUAAUUUAGUUUGGAAAGGCUAGGAGAAAAGCAAAUUAGGAAGAGAGAGGAGAAGUGAGAAGUCUUUGCAAGGCUGAGGAGCAAGGUACUAAAACAUUUGGAUGGAAGUAUUUUGAGAGCAGUGUUUUCUAUGCUAAAUGUUACAAGAAUUCUUUUAUUGAGAAGUUAACACCUUAAUCUGCUGGUGACAAGUUUAAAAGGAAGCUGUAAGGUUAUCUUCCUGGCAGGCAGGUUUUGUGUUUAUUUUGUGGAAGUUACAGCCAGUGGCCCUGCUCCCUCCUGGCCGGGUGAUGCACGGAGGGGGUGGGGGGG
This is a messenger RNA of Eptesicus fuscus (big brown bat), 5589 nucleotides long. RefSeq names its product AVL9 cell migration associated (gene AVL9). NCBI's taxonomy places the organism in Eukaryota, Metazoa, Chordata, Mammalia, Chiroptera, Vespertilionidae. The record is from RefSeq and is a predicted model, not a curated record. Gene Ontology annotation, cellular component: cytoplasm. Bases 208 to 2316 code for a protein of 702 amino acids. The transcript is spliced from 15 exons.